UCUAACUUGUCCAUUUCUUGUUACAGAUGUAGAAACCUAUCCGAGUACAUGAAGAUUGCUGAAAAAGUCAAGGAGUUCUUCCACAACGAGGGGAUCCACUCGACCACAAUACAGCCGGAAUUUGUGGAACUGCCCCUUGGAGGGAAUGAGAUAACCAGCGGAGCGUCAGCGGAGGCGCCCUGCGCGCUACACUGCCCUCCCAACGACCUCUGCCACAACGCGACGUGCUGCGGGCCCAACCAGCAAGAGCACAGUACACCUUCACCGACAGUCACGCCGUAUCUAUGCAGACAACGAAACAUGGGCUCCAGAACCGAGUCGAAUAACUCUAUGACAGCCAACGGACAACAAACCAGGUCGGCUACUUGGAACCUUGAAGCUUUAGAAUGCGGUUCCCUGCUCCCAUCGCCCAUGGUGGAAGGUGAGCUCGCGGUCUGACAGGCUGGCGUGCCCUCACGGCCCCAGUCGCACGUUAUAUGUGUGGCGUGAUAGCGAAUUGACGAGUAUUCUGUUCGCAUUGAGUGAUUUCUUAUUAUAAGCACAAUAGACAGGUCUCACUCUUUAGAGAAUUAACGACUCUCCCAGGUCGAGAUAAGGUGCAGUUUGUUUACGAAAUAACUGUUCAAAUAAACUAGAAUAACGUACACGUGCAGGCGAAAGUGGGCUGUAUUGUCACCUACUUUAGUGUUGAUCUAAAGACAAAAGAUUAUGUUCUAAUAUUUGACACUUGCGACUGGGAGAGGACAAAAUAGGUUAAAUUCAGAAGUGAGACCUGCCGUAUACCUGAAAUAUGUAAAAAAACAAAUGAAGUACUGACGCAAAUAAACUAUUGAUUGAUUGAAUCGAUUUAUGAAGUAGUUUGACCUGACAUGUUAUCGCUGUGACCGCAUGACGCAACUACCUCAAAAUUCGAUUCAAUUUCACUUUAUUUAAUGUUCUUUACGUAGGUAGUCUGUCAUUUGCAUAAAGAAAUAAUGAAGCAUUUUGUUUACAUGGUAUUAUGUAAAUGACAGAUUGUUAUAUAUAGCGUAGAAAACGCGUUCAGUGGCCCCAUUUUCAUUUGCUUUUGACUUCUAGAAGGUAGAUCUAGAAAAUCGUUAACCCUAAUUUAAAAAAAUAAUAAAACGUUAAUUUAUUUCUAAUUUAAUUCUGAAAUCACUCCAAUUUAUGAAUGUAGAUUUGCUUGGAAAGCUGGAAAGUGAUCGUGCGAUUACAUUAACACCAAAAGUAUUCGUAAUUUAAUUGAAAUUGUACGAGCUAAUAAAUGUAAUGUAUUUGUAUUUUCCAAUAGCCUCUUUACAAAAAGUUUCGCUAUUGUUAAUACUUGAUUCCGUUCCUUUUGUAUUAAAAGCCUUGUAGAGACGUGGUAACUCGUGAGUCUCAAAUAGUGUAUGUGGAAUCAAUCACUGCGGUUGUUCUUUGUAAAUUAGAAACCUCUGAAAAAUUCGAAUGUUUUCAUCCCUCUCACGCAUAGCGAGUUGCUUGCAUGUGCGAUAGUGACAGACAUACCCGAAACUAUGUAAACGGCUAAGCCCUAUUGAACUACUUCAACAACCAUAAUUUAACAAUA
Molecule: messenger RNA, 1570 nt
Organism: Ostrinia furnacalis (Asian corn borer)
Lineage: Eukaryota; Metazoa; Arthropoda; Insecta; Lepidoptera; Crambidae
Product: zinc transporter 1-like
Exons: 4
Coding region: 49-438 (129 amino acids)
Biological process (GO): zinc ion transmembrane transport; intracellular zinc ion homeostasis; detoxification of zinc ion
Cellular component (GO): membrane
Molecular function (GO): zinc ion transmembrane transporter activity
Source: RefSeq, a predicted model, not a curated record